AAAUCAAAAAGCAUGACAUCAGCCUACGCUUUUUUCAUGAAAGCUACAAGAGAAGAAUUAAAGAAAAGUUCUUCUAGCAUGUCUAACUCAGAGUUUUCUAAGCAUGUUUCGGAAAAAUGGAAAAGUCUAUCUGUCGAAAAUAUGAAAACGUAUGAAGAAAUGGCAUCCCGGGAUUCGAUUAGAUACCAGGAAGAGAUGGCCAACUAUGCACUCUCCGAUGGUGAGAAAGCGAAAAAUCACAACGCACCAAAGACUGCCUGGUUUCCAUAUGUCUAUUUUGCAAUGGAAGAAAGACCGAAAAUUAAAGCGGAAUUUCCGAAAAUGCGCUUCACAGAAAUAGCCAAAGAGUUGGGUAAGCGAUGGAAAAUAUGCCCUAAUAAAGAAAUAUUUGAAGCAAUGGCUGCCAAGGACAAAGAAAAACAUGAAAUGGAGACAGUUGCAUCUGAUGAGUCUGCAGCAGUAAAUCAAGCAGUUUCAAAAGAUCCA
Molecule: messenger RNA, 486 nt
Organism: Helobdella robusta
Lineage: Eukaryota; Metazoa; Annelida; Clitellata; Rhynchobdellida; Glossiphoniidae
Exons: 2
Biological process (GO): regulation of transcription by RNA polymerase II
Molecular function (GO): DNA binding, bending
Source: RefSeq, a predicted model, not a curated record